This is a messenger RNA of Amorphotheca resinae ATCC 22711, 640 nucleotides long. RefSeq lists its product as hypothetical. Gene Ontology annotation, biological process: nucleoside phosphate metabolic process; ribose phosphate metabolic process. Bases 36 to 539 code for a protein of 167 amino acids. The transcript has a single exon. Lineage: Eukaryota; Fungi; Ascomycota; Leotiomycetes; Helotiales; Amorphothecaceae. Gene Ontology annotation, molecular function: ADP-glucose pyrophosphatase activity; ADP-ribose pyrophosphatase activity. The record is from RefSeq and is a predicted model, not a curated record.
GAGCCGUCUUCCUCCGCGGCGCCAGCGUCGGCAUGAUGGUAGUGCUGCAGCCCGACGACGUCGCGGCGGGCAGCGAGGCCGAGAAACACGUGCUGCUGACGGUGCAGCCCCGGGUGGCGGCCGGCGCGCUGCAGAUGGUGGAGUUGCCGGCGGGCAUGGUGGAUGGGGGCACGUUUGCGGGGGCGGCGGCGAAGGAGAUUUGGGAGGAGCUGGGCUUGGAGAUUCGCAGGGAGGAGCUGACGGAUUUGACGAGCUUGGCGAUUCAGGAGGGGGAGGGGGAGGAGGAGCUACCGAGGGCCAUGUUCCCGUCGCCGGGUGGGUGCGAUGAGUAUGUGCCGCUGUUUUUGUGUGAGAAGAGGGUGCCCAGGGGACAGUUGAGGGAAUGGACGGGGAAGUUGACGGGGUUGAGGGAGGAGGGGGAGAAGAUCACGUUGAAGUUGAUCAGGUUGGAGGAUCUGUGGCGGGAGGGAGCGAGGGAUGCUAAGGCUUUGGGCGCAUGGUCGCUCUACGAAGGCUUGAAGAGGAGUGGGAAGUUAUGAGGCGGAUAGUAAUCAAGGAUUCAUGCCAUGGUCAUGUUCUAUUGCCCAAGCGUGCUAUAACUUCAAUCGUUGUGCAAUCUCGAUUCCCUCAGCCAGCGUGC